CUGCUCUGAAUUGGGAUGGGGGCCCGGAGCUGGGGCGCAUCCGCCGGGACGGAGCAGGUCCGGAGCAGGUCCGGCAUUUCCUGUUUUUGGGGCCGGCGUGCCCGGUGCGAGCAGGAUUUCCUGUGCCCCGAGACCUUCCCAGCCCUGGGGCAGGCUGGCUGUUGUGACAUCCCCUGUGCCCUGGCUCAGCAGGGGGAAACUGAGGCACGGAGGCGGCCGGGUGCUGCUGGCGUGGUGGACAAGCUUUUUGGGAAGCGGCUGCUCCAAGCCGGGCGCUACAUCAUGUCCCACAAAGCCUGGAUGAAGACGGUGCCCACGGAGAACUGCGACGUGCUGAUGACCUUCCCGGACACCACGGAUGACCACACGCUGCUCUGGCUGCUGAACCACAUCCGCCUCGGCAUCCCCGAGCUCAUCGUGCAGGUCCGGCACCACAAGCACACCCGCGUCUACGCCUUCUUUGUCACCGCCACCUACGAGAGCUUGCUGCGUGGGGCCGAUGAGAUCGGGCUGCGGAAGCCGGUGAAAGCCGAGUUCGGCGGGGGCAUGCGGAGCUUCUCCUGCGAGGAGGAUUACAUCUACGAGAACAUCGAGAACGAGCUUUACUUCUUCACCUCUCAGGAACGGCAAAACAUCAUCAGGUACUGGCUGGAGAACCUGCGCGCCAAGCAGGGCGAGGCGCUGCACAACAUCCACUUCCUCGAGGGGCAGCCCAUCAGUGAGUACGGCCCGCCACGGUCCCCCUGCCCAGCCACCUCCCCACAUCCCCGCUGCACCGUGUCCGACCCCCAGAGGCCCCGCUCACGCCCCCCUCGACCCCUUGCAGAUGAGAUCUGCGACUACUUCGGGGUGAAGAUCGCCAUGUACUUCGCCUGGCUCGGCUUCUACACCUCGGCCAUGGUGUACCCCGCCGUCUUCGGCUCCAUCCUCUACACCUUCACCGAGAGCGAUCAGACCAGCCAGGACAUCUGCUGCGUGGUCUUCGCUAUCUUCAACGUCAUCUGGGCCACGCUCUUCCUGGAGGAGUGGAAGCGCCGCGGCGCCGAGUUCGCCUACAAGUGGGGGACGCUGGACACCCCCGCCGAGUCCAUCGAAGAGCCCCGGCCCCAGUUCAGGGGCAUUAAGCGAAUCAGCCCCGUGACCAGCGCGGAGGAGUUUUACUACCCGCCGUGGAAGCGCCUGCUCUUCCAGUGCCUGGUCAGCCUGCCCGUCUGCCUCGCCUGCCUCUCCUUCGUCUUCCUUGUCAUGCUGGGCUGCUUCCAGCUCCAGGAGUUCGUGCUGAGCAUCAAGGAGCUGCCCCGCAUCAUCCGCUUCCUGCCCAAAAUCGUCCUGGCCGUCAUCGUCACGACCUGCGACGAGGUUUACAAGAAGAUCGCCUACUGGCUGAACGACAUGGGUACGUGGGGGGCCGGGGGGGGGGGGGGGGGGGGGGGGCCCGCGCGAUGCCCCCGGACGGACGUCCUCGAGCCAGCGGCACCCGCACCCCCCCCCCUGCGCCCCGCUGUCCCCGCAUGCCGCGUUACCGCUCACGGUCUCUCUCUGUCUGUCUGUCCGUCCGUCCUUCUGUCCCUUCCACAGCUCCUGCUCAUCUUCUCUCUGUCCCAAAGCCUCAUGCGUCAGCUCAAAGAGGCUCUCCUCCCCUUCAUCUUCCUCCACCUCCACCUCUCCCUCAUCUUCCUUAAGGGCCUCCUGGGCUUUUGCUGGAGACUGGGAGUAUCCAAAAUGCUGGCCACGCUGCUCAUCACCCGCCAGUUCCUGCAGAACGUCAAGGAGGUGUCGCAGCCCCACCUGUACCGCCGGCUGCGCCGGGGGGACCUCAGCCUCCGCAGCCUCCGCGAGGUCGCGCACGCCGUCCUCCGCCUGCUCGCCCGUCACCGCGGCCCCCCGGCUGCCGGGGCCGCCCCCGAGGGGCCGCGGGGUGAGAAGAAGUGUCUGAACGGGGGCUGCGGGGUGCCGGAGGAGGAGGAGGAGGAGGAAGAGCGGCGCGAGUCGGAUUCGGAGGACGAGAGCGCCCUGGACUGCGGGCUGAAGCUGAAGAAGGUGAGCUUCAUCGAGAAGGCCGAGCGGCGCGGCACGGAGCCCGGCGGCCCCGAGGACGAGAGCUUCCUGGAGGAGGGCAGCCCCACCAUGGUGGAGAAGGGCAUGGACCCCGCCUCCGUCUUCGAGCUGGGCGAGGAUGAGGAUGACGCCGAAGGCCCCCCGGGAAGCCCGGUCAAGGCAGCGGAGCCGGCCGCCGUCCUGCGGGGCAGCCGGAGGAGGCGGGCGGCCGAGAGCAGGGAGGAGGAGGAGGGCGAGGAGGAAGGGCGCAAGCGGAACCGGGCAUCCUGGAUCGACCCGCCCGAGGAGGAUUACUCCACGCAGCUGACGCAGGCGGAGGUGGAGAGCUGCAUGAAGAAGUACGAGGACACCUUCCAGGACUACCAGGAGAUGUUCAUCCAGUUCGGCUACGUGGUGCUCUUCUCCUCCGCCUUCCCGCUGGCCGCCAUGUGCGCCCUGGUGAACAACGUCAUCGAGAUCCGCAGCGACGCCUUCAAGCUGUGCACGGGGCUGCAGCGCCCCUUCGGCCAGCGGGUCGAGAGCAUCGGGCAGUGGCAGAAGGUGAUGGAGGCCAUGGGCGUCCUGGCCAUCGUGGUCAACUGCUACCUGAUCGCCCAGUGCGGGCAGCUCCAGCGCCUCUUCCCCUGGCUCAGCCCCGAGGGAGCCAUCAUCUCCGUGGUGGUGCUGGAGCACUUCGCCCUGCUGCUGAAGUACGUGAUCCAAGUGGCCAUCCCCGACAUCCCCGCCUGGGUGGCCGAGGAGAUGGCGAAGUUGGAGUACCAGCGCCGCGAGGCCUUCAAGAAGCACGAGCGCCAGGCGCAGCACCACUUCCAGCAGCAGCAGCGGCGCAAGCGGGAGGAGGAGGAGCGGCAGCGGCACGCCGAGUACCAGGCCCGCAAGGAGCGCGAGUCCAGCCGCGACGAGGCCAAGCCCGAGGCCGCCGGGCAGGACCCGGCCCACGAGAAGAGCCAGGGCAAGGGGAAGGGCUCCGGGGGCACCUCGCACGGCUCCGACAAGCCCAAGCGCCCCAGCUCGCUGCUGGCCACCAACAACGUCAUGAAGUUGAAGCAGAUCAUCCCUUUGCAGGGCAAGUUCCUCUCCGGGGGGGCCGGGGCCGGCAGCACGGCCGCCGCCAGGUCCCCCCAGUCCCCCACCGGCAGCGAUAACAAACUCCCCGGCUUCCUCAGCUUCAAGUUCCUGAAAUCCCCCGAGACUAAGAGGGACGCGGGGACCGAGAAGGUCCAGUCGCCCACCAAGCCAUUCAACCCCGGCAAGCUCUUCAACUUCGGCAAGUCCGAAGGGGCCAGCGGCAACGGGGCCACGGCCACCGCCUCCCCCCAGCCCCGGCCCGGCCCCUCCACGGAUGGGGGCGAGCGGCCGGGCCCCAGCAAGUCCCACCUCAACGGGGUGCCGGAGGACGGGGGCCGCGAGGAGCCGGAGCUGCGGGCGGAGGAGGAGAGUGGGGGCUAUAAACUCUAACCCGACGUUUCGGGAGCGAGCACGGGCGUGCUGGCCCCGCGCCCUGCACCGUCCCCCUCCGUCGCAUCCCCUCGCGCCCCUCCAGCCCCCCUGCUGGGACCCGCUGCCACCGGGGGGAUCUGGACGCG
Molecule: messenger RNA, 3644 nt
Organism: Oxyura jamaicensis (ruddy duck)
Lineage: Eukaryota; Metazoa; Chordata; Aves; Anseriformes; Anatidae
Gene: ANO8
Product: anoctamin 8
Exons: 16
Coding region: 16-3516 (1166 amino acids)
Biological process (GO): chloride transmembrane transport
Cellular component (GO): plasma membrane
Molecular function (GO): chloride channel activity
Source: RefSeq, a predicted model, not a curated record